AACACUUGUACGCAUCAGUUGUGGGAAAUCCAUUAGAGCGAUCAGACUGAAAGUUUUGAGAGCUAGAGAAAGACACUUUUUCUGCUUCUUUCACUUUUAGAAGAGGACUAUUUUUCUAUUUCAUAUACAAUGGCGAACUUAUUACCAGUGUUUUACAUGUUGUGGUCGGUGUCCAUUGAUAAUACAAAACUAUGUAAUGAAACCAACGGGCGUAAUGGGAACGAGACGUGGAUCGGGGCGGGCGAGAGCGUGGCCUUCUCUUCCCCAAAUUUCCCUUCGAGUUACGGAAGCGACGCCAAGGACUGGGUGUUUUGCGCAGACGACCCCGAUGGAAGACUGGAGAUUGACUGUACCGAGUUCGAAGUUGGCUGGAAGUUCUUUUUCUGUUUCAGCGACCUUCUCUUAGUUUCAGCUGACAGCUCCCUUGAGUUUAUGUACUGCGGUGCAGAUGGGCCUCAGUCCGUCAUUACAACCGGGCGUGGAACAGCAGUCUGUCUCAUCCCUUCGGGCGCCAACAAUUUCAAGGGAUUCAACUGCACUGCCACUGCUCUCCCGCCGAGCCCAGACGCGCAGACGACAACGGCAGCCAAUUAAGGCGAAGAAAUCUUAUGAAAAUUCUCCGCAUCGAAAUCUGUGCAGACAAGAACACGAAGCAACUUGCAAUCCUUUGCUUGGAGUUUUUUUGAGUAAGGAAAGAAUGACAUCAGCUGUUGAACAACAACAACAACAAAAAUAGUAAUAAUAAAAAAAAAAUAGUGAUAAAAAGGAUGUAAAGCAAUUAUAGGGUAAUCAAUAGUAGCGACAAAUGUAGUAAGAUGAGGCUUAACACGGCCAAUAAAUAUCCAAUGUCCCUCUAUUCAUAGUUCACUAUUUCUAACUCCUAAAUGAAAAGAGAAACUAUAGAUAUGUUGUACUGUUAUUCAAUUAAGAUGUUUAGCAAACACCUAAUACAUAGAGUGAACAUAAAAUAGUUCCGCAGUUUUAUUAUACAAAUGUAGCAGUUUUAUUUGAUGUGUCUGGCAAUGAUUCCUUAAUCACCAAAUAUAUAUAUACAACGUAAU
Messenger RNA from Penaeus vannamei (Pacific white shrimp), 1061 nucleotides. RefSeq lists its product as uncharacterized. NCBI's taxonomy places the organism in Eukaryota, Metazoa, Arthropoda, Malacostraca, Decapoda, Penaeidae. The record is from RefSeq and is a predicted model, not a curated record.